Messenger RNA from Neolamprologus brichardi, 5656 nucleotides. RefSeq names its product CREB-regulated transcription coactivator 2. The record is from RefSeq and is a predicted model, not a curated record. Gene Ontology annotation, cellular component: cytoplasm; nucleus. NCBI's taxonomy places the organism in Eukaryota, Metazoa, Chordata, Actinopteri, Cichliformes, Cichlidae. Gene Ontology annotation, biological process: positive regulation of transcription by RNA polymerase II; protein homotetramerization. Gene Ontology annotation, molecular function: cAMP response element binding protein binding.
GUUCCAAUACGUCAGCUCGUCCCGUCCGCUCGGUGAAGAUGUCUGCGACGGGCUCAGGCGGCUGUGGACCCGGACCCGCCUCGGGCGCCGGCUCCGGGGCGUCCAACCCGCGAAAGUUCAGCGAGAAGAUAGCACUGCACACCCAGCGGCAGGCCGAGGAGACGGCCGCCUUCCAGGAGGUCAUGAUGGACAUCACUUCGACCAGGCUCCAGGCCCAGAAGCUCCGCCUUGCCAGGAGUCAGGGGCCGUACUACGGCGGCUCAUUACCAAACGUGAACCAGAUCGGCAGGACCCCUCAGGACUUCCAGGGCUCCUUCCCGUCCACGCUGGAGUCCAGUCGGGCGACGCGGCAUCACGGGCUGGUGGAGCGAGUGCAGAGGGACCGCCGCUUCGUCUCGCCGGUCCGACCAUAUCGCAAAAUGGACAGCUCCCCGUACAGCCCCGCCUACCUGUCGCCGCCACCCGACCCCAGCUGGAGAAGGAAUUGGUCUGGAAACUUCCCCGGGGAUAAAAGCCAGUUGUUUCGUCUCCCCACCACUGCACUCAACAGGACCAACUCCGACUCAGCGCUCCACACCAGUGUGAUGAACCCGCCCUCCGGAGACCCGUUCAGCACUGGCGGACCCACGCUCGCCCUCCAGAACGCCAGAAUGGGCGGUCAGAGCGACGGAGAGGGCAGAAGAAUGUUUCCGUAUCCUGUCCCGCCCAUCGAGGAGAACGUGUUGGACGAGGGGAAGCUGAUGAAACCCUGGGACACCAAGAAGCUGCCGUUGUUGUCAUCCCGGCCGAAGUCCUGCGAAGUUCCCGGCAUCAAUAUCUUCACUUCCCCGGAGCAGCCGUCCACGCCGGCUCAUGGUGUUCCCUCGGCGCUGAACACUGGCGGCUCGCUGCCUGACCUCUCCAGCCUCCACUUCCCCUCUCCACUGCCCACGCCACUGGACCAGGACGAACCGGGUUUCCUGGGGUCGUCCUCUUUGAGUGGUGGCAGCAGCACGGGGAACCUGGCCUCCACCCUCACCCAGCUGGGGAUCAACGCCGCCAACGCGCAAGGAGGAAACGGCAGCUUCCACCACCCACCAGGACUCCUGGCAUCGUUACAGAGCACGCUCGGUAACCCCUCCCUGCAGUCAUCGCUAAGCAACCCCAACAUCCAGUCAUCACUCAGCAGCCACUCCUUCUCCAACUCCCUUAGCUCCGCCUCCCUGCACUCAUCGCUCAGCAACCCCUCGCUGCAGUCGUCCCUGAGCUCCUCGCCAUCGCUGCCGUCCUCCCUCAGCAGCCAAUCGCUGCACUCGUCUCUCAGUAACUCCUCCCUCCAGUCUGCUUCCAGCGGUAACCCUGGUUACAGCAGCGGCGUGGGCGGCUCUGGCUCCUGCUCCUCCUCCUACUCGCCACUGAUGAGUGGGCAGGCCCAGCCGCCGCCGCAGCUCAGCACGUCGCCGCGCCGCCGCGUCCAGCUGUCCCCGCUCAUCCUGCCAAUGGGUGGCGACUCACGGCGGCAUCACUCCAAACAGUUCUCCCCGACUAUCUCACCCACGCUGUCCUCCAUCACACAGGGCGUCCCGUUGGACACCAGCAGGCUUCCUCUGGACCAGCGGCUGCCUCCGUACCCGCUCAGCCAGUCCCACCAGCACCAGCCCGCCGCGCAGCAAACGACGCUGCCUCAGCACCACCACCAGCCGCCGCUCCGCCUCCAGCAGCCGCGGCCCAGCAGCCAGCAGCAGCUCCACCUGCAGAACAUGCGGAACCAGCACCUGCAGCAGCACUUCGGAGCGCAGCAGAGGCCGAUGGGACCGCAGAUGAGCGUGGCGCCGCCUGUGAAGAGCGAGGGCGUGCCGGAGCAGUGCGUCCAGACCUCGUCCUCACUCUGCCACGCCAAACAGGAAGCGGAGCAGCAGAGAGCCGGCCUCCAUCAGCACCAGCAGCACGCCGGCCACAGCCUCCCCGCCGACAUCUACAACGAUGCCUUGCUCAGCUCUCUGCUGGACGACCCCUACCUGAGCCUGCAGCUCACCGGCAGAUCUGAGCAGCAGUUCGCCACAGAGACGCAGGCCGACAUGCUGUCCCUGAACCACGGCGGUCUGAGCUGCAGCGCAGACAAGAACCAGUUCCCCUCCAACAGCCAGGGGGCGCUAGACCUGCAGGACCUCAGUGACCAGCAGCUCCUCAACAAUCAGAACCAGAACUUCAGCGGCGGCGACGGACGCCAUAACGUGCCCAACAUCAUCCUCACAGGCGACUCUCCGACGGGCCUGUCCAAAGAGAUCGCCAGCGCGCUGUCCAACGUCCCCGGCUUUGAGAUGGACUCCUUCUCGCUGGACGACCAGCUGCGGAUGGACCCGCUGUCCCUGGACAUGCUGGAGGGCAACCUGAUGCUGGCCGACCCGGCCGUGGAGGACUCCUUCCGCUCGGACCGGCUCAAGUGACGCCGCCGACGCUCCGGGAACGGCGCCCGCACCUGGCGAGGACUCCGCCCUUCCGUCGCUCCCCCACAGCCGGUCUGUCGAGCGAGCUUUGGAAGAAGGCGCCUUCGUCGAUGAAGGAGCUGAGAUCGGUGUGGGGGGAGGGAUAAACUGAAGGAGGCGGAGCCUCACUGUCAAUGGCACUUAAACUGAAAACGCUCUCGCUUGCUUGAAGUCAGAAACUGCUGCAGAUUUCUGACCACUCCCCGCCCACGCCCGCCGUCAUGAUGGCGUCACGCCACAGGAGCGGAGGCGUGAGAGCGGCGUGGAAGCCACUUUCUGCUCCGACAGCUACUUUAACAGGAACUUAGCCAUGACCCCUGACCCCUGACCCUGCGUGCUGCUUCUGCGCGGGCUGCUCCACUUUUAUGCAGAACUCAUUUUGACGUGUGAGCAUGCUCGGACCCGCCCACCUUUACGUUGCCUCUGACUGGACACGAGCGUCGACCUACAGCAGCUGAGCGUUGCCGUGGUCACGCGGGGCACUUCGAGCUUUCUCCCGCCGAGGCUCGUCAGGAGAACACGCCCCUCAGCUGGAGAACUGCCGUGGCUACACGAGGAAUGGACACACCCACCUCGGCGUCACCUGUAGGUCAGAGACGUCCCGCUUCGGCGCUGUGAGUCGACGCGUCCCGUGUCAUCACACGAUCUGCUCUUCGGCUUCUCUGUGCGAGUGUCAGCUGAUCUGAAGGCGGAGCAUCGACGGCGCUUUGACCAGCUGACGUCUGUCUGUUACAUCCACAUUCCCGCCGCCUGCAGAUCGUCAGCUGACCUUUGAACCCAAAGCGAUGCUUUUCAAAGAGGAGCGCGAGCCUUCCUCCUCCUCCUCCUCCUCGUGUGUUUUUAUGAACUCGAGUAUAAAGAUUUUAUUUUUGUAAAUAACUCAGAUAUAAAAAUCAUAUUUAAGAAGAAAACGUUUAGCUCGCCGCCGUCGUGAGAUCAGCCCGCACGUCCGCCUGACUGCUUGAACGUCGGAGCUCGUCUUCGACGCCUUCGUCUCGAUGCGCUCACCCAGGAUGGCGAGGUCCCAGCAGAGUCCAGCCCCGCCUUAAAACAAAUGAGCGCGUUAUCAACACGUGAUUGUGAUCAGAGCCUGACAGGAAGCAGCACGACCACAAAAUAUUUUUCUGUUUUAAACAGAUUUUAUUUUAUUCUGAAAAUAUUUGAAUGAAUUUAAAUUUACGGAAGUUUCACUAGGAGCAAAAAACAAAAGUUAUUUUUAAAUGUUUCACAUCAUAACCAAAUAAAGAGAUUAUUAGUUAAUGACAGCAGAAAAAAUAAUUUAUGAUCCUGAAAGGAUCAAUGUUUUUAUAUUUAAAGAUAAAAUACUCUAUCAUGGCCCUGACGGGCUGCCGUAGGAAUCAAAAUCCUUCCUGUUUCAGCCUGGAAGGUUUUGGGAAACCUUGAAUCCAAAGCAAGCGUGUUGGGGGAGGAGCUUCAGAGCAGCCUUGCUGGUUUCAGGAGGUCGGGAGGCGACGAAGGUGAGGAAGAGCAGUGGACUGGAGGUUCAGGUGUAUCUGCUGCCCCCUGCAGGUCGCUCACAAGAUGAAGGUCACAGUCGAGGACGGGAAAAACGAAGCUGAUCUCUGAGGACCUGCAGACAAGCUCCUCCCACCUCAGCCCGGCCAUCAGGAGCAGCAGCCGCUCCAGUCGUUGAUCGAUUGACCUCCUUGUCCUUCAGGCUCAGCGACCCGAGACGAGAGGUCAACUUCGUCUUCAGCUUUCGCUCCGUCGAUCAAUACCUGAUCAGCUCAUUGAUCGCCACCUGAUCUGAUCAAUAUGUUCACACCGACAAGCUGCCGUAGAGCAGCCAAUAAAAAUGCACCGCACUUCACGUCAUCACAAGCGUCAGCCAAUCAGGUCACGUCAUGAAAAACCCGAGAAGUCAAAGUGCUGCACACGAGACGUGUGACCUUUGCACCUCCUCCUGGAGGAGGCGCGGCGGCGCCCUCGGGUCGCGGCGGCGCCUGUGUCAGGACCACCGCAGGUACAGAAAGAUUAAAAAGCUCGAAUAUUUUCUGAGAUUAAAGUCGUAAUUUUAUUAAAAAGCUUUUUCUACUUUUUGAAUCUGAAUAUUACAAAUAUAUAAAUAUAAAUUUCACAGGUUUAAAUCUGAAAUAUUUCUUCUUCUAGUUUUCAUUUAACAAUUAUCAAUGACUCGUUUUAAAAGCAUUUCCUGUUCCAGGCUGUAAAGUUCUGACCUCCACUCUCACUCCAAAUGCUAAGGCCUGAUUGGUCAGCGUUUGGAAGCCUGCAGAGGGGCAGCACCUGCAUGCUGGGAGCAGAUGACCAUAUAAGGACGUCUGUGCCGAGGCGACGUCACAGAGGCAGAAAAAAGUUUUAAAGAAAAGCUCAGAGGUGACUUUAGUGUUUAUAGCUGAAGCUUUGAUCAUGUGACACGUUGACAGUGGCGUAACGUUAAUCCUCCGUCCUUCCUUCUUUCGUUUCCUUCGCCCGUGUCGCCGUUCGCACCACGAAUACAAAUAAAAAUAUGAAAUAUUUUAUUAAAAGUUUCUUUGGUGGAAUCGGCGACGCCUUCGUGUUCAGCAGCAGCGUUUCUUCUUUCUUCUUCUGUUAGAAUAAAACCAAAACGCGUUCGAUCAAACGGACGGAGAAGCUUCGUGCGGCGAUCCUGGAACAAAAUCGUGUUUUACUUCCUGUUUAAUGUUUUUUCCUUUCAUACGACGUUCAGUAGGUCAAAAAGUUCAAAACUGAGGAAGAAAUCCCAGAAUUCACGUGUGUGUGUGUGUGUGUGUGCGUGUGUGUGCGCGUGCGUGUGUGAGACUGUUUUCUUGUUAUGCAAUAACUGUGCAGAGUAAGCCUGCAGUUCCAGUCUCUGCCAGUGGAGGGCGCUGCUGACCUGUGUGUGGAUUAGGGAUCAGUUUAAGGCCAUAUUUCAUAUUUUUCAUAUUUUUUAUUGAUGUGAUAUUAAUUUCUCUCAUUAAUGUUUAUAGUUUUUUUUCAUGUUUUUUAGACUCCAGAGUUAAAAAACAAGAACAGCUGAGCGCUCUGCGUCUGUCGCUUCAUGUUUGAAUAAUAAAGUUUGUUGCUAUUGAGAUUUUUAUUGUCAUAACCAGGGAACGUUGAGUGCUGUACAUAUGAAAACGUUUUGAACCCAGAGGUGUUUUUAAAGCGCAGCGGCUGGAGGUUCACCGUGUUUUACAGAAAAUAAAGAAAUAAAGCUGAAACUGAAA